Phytomonas sp. EM1 is the source of this 558-nucleotide messenger RNA. NCBI's taxonomy places the organism in Eukaryota, Euglenozoa, Kinetoplastea, Trypanosomatida, Trypanosomatidae. The record is from the annotation of a GenBank genome assembly.
AUGGCGGUCUUCGGCGCGGCCGCCCGCGCGAGCACGACGCUGCUGCAUGUUCUCGCCCGCACGACGCUGCCGCACCCGACGCGGGGGGAGGCGAUCCCCGUCACGAAGGUGCUGCUCUGCCCGCAAACCGGGCGCCGCCACCAGCUCCGCGUGCACUGCCACGCGAUCGGCUUCCCCAUCCUCGGCGACGAGCUCUACGCAGGGGUCCCCUCGCCGUUUUUACGCCCCUCCCCUUCGGAUCUGGGGGGGGUGCGGGGGUGGCCGCGGAUGUUUCUCCACGCGUGGCGGCUCUGCAUCCCGGCCUGCCUGGACGACCACCUGGACGAGGUGCAGCGCGUGUUGCGGAAAAAGAAGCGCCGGCGCGAAACCUUGGGCAUCCAAGAACCCGACUCCAGUCCCCAGAUCGUGGAGGAGUGGCAUGAGUUUGUAUGUGAGGAUCCUUUUGAGCUUUCCAACUUCGCCUUAAACGAGGGGCAGGGGGAACUGCACUGUACAGGGAGAGGGGAAGUCGAGGCAUUGAUUUCACGCCCCAACAACAACGACAUAAGUCGUGUGUGA